Capsaspora owczarzaki ATCC 30864 is the source of this 1231-nucleotide messenger RNA. RefSeq names its product ras family protein. Gene Ontology annotation, molecular function: GTP binding; GTPase activity. The record is from RefSeq and is a predicted model, not a curated record. Gene Ontology annotation, cellular component: trans-Golgi network. Lineage: Eukaryota; Filasterea; Ministeriida; Capsasporidae. Bases 103 to 1170 code for a protein of 355 amino acids. The transcript has a single exon.
AUUGAGUUUGUCAUUUUUGAGUAUUCAUUUUCCCGCCAAAUUUUCAAUCCAAACAAGCCGUCUUCUUCUUCCUCUUUGAUUCCUUCUUUUUCCCUCCAUCCAAUGCCAGCGGAUGCCAGUCUCCUCGGCAGCAGCAGCCCUAGUCUGCGUGCGAGUACAAGCUCAAUUGCGACCGCCCUGCACUCGCCGGUCUCGCCGGUGGGCUCGGUGCCCAGCAACCUCCUCCACACUCAAGCGAUCGCCCAGUUCAAGGUCAUCCUGGUGGGCGACGCGUCCGCCGGCAAGACGUCGCUGCUGCACCGCUUCAUCCACGGAUUCAUGCCCGAGCACACUGUCGCGACGAUCGGCGUCGACUUUGACGCGCGCGAGGUCUUCCAUCCGCGGACGGGCCAGUUUGUGCGCAUCCACCUGUGGGACACGGCCGGCCAGGAGCGCUACCGCACAGUCACAACGUCCUACUACCGCGCAGACGGCUGCUUGCUCGUCUACGACCUCACAAGCCCAAAAGCACUCGCGUCCGUCCGGUACUGGCUCGACGAGGUUGCAGAGUGGGCGCCGUCCUCGAUUGUCACCCGCGUCGUGGGAAACAAGGCCGAUCUCGAGGACAAGCUCACCCAGGAGCAGGUGGGCAACAUCCAGGCCAUCGAGACCCUUGCUACAUGCCAAGGCGCGACCGCAUCGCGGAUGAGCGUUGCGCAGAACGCAGACGCCGUCGACGAGCUCUUUGUCAAUCUGAUCGACGCCAUGCUCGACCAGGCGACCGCCUCUACAGCCAUUCUGGCAACCAGCCCGUCAUCCCAGCGCGACAUCCGAUCGCCCAGCUUUUCUCUCCACGGCAGGAGAGACUCGUUGGGCGCACACUCUGUCGCAUCCACCUUGCUCGAGUCCUCGUCGUCAGCGUCCUUCUCGCCGCCCUCAGGCCGACGAUCCCCGUUUCAGAGCCUGCUUGCACUGCGAAAACCAUCCGAUAGUCCAGGAUCCGCCAGCUCCACCACCACUACUAGCAGCUCCCUCAGCAAUCCCAGCAUGGGCAGCAUUGAAUCUUUCGUUGCCCGCUCGCCCAGUCCGACCUCGGCUCGCACCGAGGCGGCACGUCGCAAGCGAAAGCAAGCUGCCAAUCUAGAGUUUAUUGAAGUUCGCAAAUCAAGUCGGUGUUGCGUUAUUUCAUGAGCUGCCAAGCUCGACAAGUUUUUUGUUUUGCUGCUGUUUUAUAUAAGUGUUGUGAUUUCAC